This is a messenger RNA of Lacerta agilis (Sand lizard), 4686 nucleotides long. RefSeq names its product egl-9 family hypoxia inducible factor 3 (gene EGLN3). Lineage: Eukaryota; Metazoa; Chordata; Lepidosauria; Squamata; Lacertidae. Gene Ontology annotation, molecular function: L-ascorbic acid binding; peptidyl-proline 4-dioxygenase activity; ferrous iron binding. The record is from RefSeq and is a predicted model, not a curated record. The transcript is spliced from 5 exons. Gene Ontology annotation, biological process: cellular response to hypoxia; peptidyl-proline hydroxylation to 4-hydroxy-L-proline. The coding region runs from base 306 to 1031 and encodes 241 amino acids. Gene Ontology annotation, cellular component: cytoplasm; nucleus.
GCGUGCGGCCACCGUCCGUUCACUUCAUUAGCAGGCUUUGUGUCGCCCAGGGGUUGGGAGAACCCGAGAAGGUGACUGCUGACUGCGCUGAAGACAAAAGUACGACUUUAGCCAAACUUUUGGGCACGCCGGUUUCUCUGACUAGCCGGACCCUGAUUUGCUCUGCUCGCUUCUUUCUCCCAAGAGUUAGGCAGUUGUGUUAGAAUCGCUGAUAGAAACCAGGUCUCCUGGCGCUCUCUCCGCUGCUUGGCUUGCGGCUCUUGACUUUCUACUACAAAGGGGCGAAAUCAGUCGGGUUCAUUAAAAUGCCACUGGGACAUAUCAUGAGAUUAGACCUAGAGAGAAUUGCCUUGGACUACAUAGUGCCUUGUUUGCAUGACAUUGGUUUUUGCUACCUGGACAAUUUUUUGGGCGACUUGGUAGGAGACUGUGUCCUGGAACGUGUGAAGCAGAUGCAUUAUAGCGGGGAGCUGCAGGAUGGCCAGCUAGCCGGCAAGCGCAAAGGCAUCUCCAAAAGACACUUGAGGGGAGACCAGAUAAAGUGGAUCGCAGGCACUGAGGAGGGAUGCGAGGCCAUCAACUUUCUCUUGUCACUGAUAGACAGACUGGUUAUGUACUGUGGAAGUAGACUUGGCAAAUACUAUGUGAAAGAGAGGUCCAAGGCAAUGGUAGCCUGCUACCCUGGAAAUGGAACUGGCUAUGUGCGUCAUGUAGACAAUCCUAAUGGCGAUGGGCGCUGUAUCACUUGUAUUUACUACCUGAACAAAAACUGGGAUUCAAAGCUGCAUGGGGGAAUUCUACGAAUAUUCCCAGAGGGCAAGUCCUACGUAGCAGACGUUGAACCUCUGUUCGACAGAUUACUUUUUUUCUGGUCAGAUCGAAGGAACCCACAUGAAGUGCAGCCUUCCUAUGCAACAAGGUAUGCCAUGACUGUGUGGUAUUUUGAUGCUGAAGAAAGAGCAGAAGCCAAAAAGAAAUUCAGGAAUCUAGUUGAUGCAGGGAAGACAGAAGCAGUUCUCAAUGAAGACUGAACAGAGGGAUACCCAACAUAAUUCCUUUUAAUGAUGAUUUUGGGACUGUUUUGCAAGCAAUAAGAUCCAAAGAUGUGGUCUGUUUCUGGUGAUUACUGGACUCUCUUCUUGCAGAAAUGCACUAAUUUGUGGGCACUGUCUAGCAUUUGCAUAUUACAGCGAUGGUACUCCUGGCAGCUUCCUACCACAUCCAUUUGGCACAAAGCACCCCUGUUUUCUACCUGCCUUUUAAGUGAAGAAUGCCACCAGGUUGUUUUUUUUUAAGAAAAUGAAGAAUAUCGCCAAGCCUCCUGCUAAUGACAAGACCAAGUUAGCAAUACUGGUAAUAAAGAUCCUAAGCAUUCGAAACUGUUGGGGAAACCUGAGUCUUGAUUUGCACUUUAUGUACGUUUUUCUAGUUCAAAGGGAAGGAUCCCUCUCUGGCAGACUGCAGAUGGGCAGCAACAGAAACAAUCAGGGAUGCAAAACAGAACUACAGUACACGUCUGUCAGGAGCCAACUUCAUCAUGUUUAACGUGGGGCCUUUGAUGGGCCAUCUUGUCACUUUGCUGCACAGGCUAUUGGCUUCACCAGCCUAUAUUGUUUAUUCCCCCCCUAAAAGGAUAUGCCUCCCACUUCCUAUAAAAUUGCCUGGAUUUUAUUCAUGUUGCUAAAGCCAAGCAGCAGCAGCAGCAGCGUUCCAUUGCUCUGCCUUUUAGAGCCCCAGGACAGAGGUGGAAGCAGUUGAGCAGCUGUCCACUGUUUCCUUUUUUCAUCUUCUUUUCUGAAGUAUGAAUGAUCUAUCUAUUCACAUUUUACGAAGCAGCCAGCUCCACCUCCUACCCAAAUUUGUAAACCAUUUUUAAAUUAAAAAAAUUGAUGAUAAACUGAAUGCAUAUAUGCCAAGAAUACACCUAGCCAAGCUUUAUUUUUAUUCUUUUAAAACUGAUCUUCCACCUGCCACAAUUUGAAUGAUGGAAAUGUAACUCUGUUUCUUUUGACCUGGCAAUUGCAUGGCAGGAUAGCUGUGGUCAGUUACAGAAUGCCAUCCUGAGUCACUUUACAUCUCUGAUUUAAUUUCUCCUCUGACAUUAAUGGAGCUCGGAUUGUACAACUGAAUCUCAAACCUCAUCUCUGUUGUUUGUGAGUCUAUGAGGAAGUGUGUUCAAUACUUCAACCUUUACAGCUCAAUCCUAAAACUUGUUGUGCCAGCAAAAAGUGUCAGGUGGGACGUACAAUACUGUGUGUACCUAUGCAAUAUCAUAGCACAUUACCUUGCAGGCAGACAUGCUAUAAAAACGUUUUGGACUAAGGUUCAUAGUCUCUGUGGUGCCAAGUCAUAUCCCCACUGCAGGUCAGAUGUUUGUGUGUUUUUAUUUCAGGGUAUGUGUGAUUUGUGUGGGGAGAAAUUACUUGGUCCCAGGUUUUACAUUACUGCAGGAAAAUAUUUCCUUCCUGCAUUUGAGCCACGAAUUGUGCUGAGGCAGGAUUAGUAAUUACCAAGCACAAGUUUUCUUACCCUAGUUUCACUUCUUUAAAGGAGAGAGAAAAGAAAACUUUUUUAUUUUCAGUAGCAGAAACCUAGACAUUCAGCACUUACCAUAGAUCAUGCUUAGGAUGGGAGCAAUACAAUGGUUAUUUCCCUCAAAACAGUAUUGUUUUCACCAAAGUAUGUAACACAAACAACAUAUGAGUAUAAAUUCACUUGUUUCAUUGAUACCUAUAGCAAUGAUGUGAACCUUGCUUUGUUCUUCCAUAUGUAUAUAUUUUCUUCCAUGUUCCGUAUAUUUCCACAAACUUAAUUGACACAGACAGUUUGCUUUUUUCUUGUUCGUACAAACCAACAUUUUCUUCAGUGGUUUCAUUUUGUGCUAUUUCUCUUUAUACAUUUAAAUAAGGAAUGACCAUUAUCAUAUUCCAAGACAAGCACAAUGCUCUCCCAGCCCAUGAACAAGACUAAUAUUUAAGCAUUGCUUAGUCUUAGCACAUACCUGUGUGUGUGCGAUAAAUAUUAAGCCAUUUAGCAACACAGCAUGUAGAGGCAAUAUAUUUCAUAGCAAAUUAACAGUUGUUUCUUUAAGGGGAAAAAAGGACUCUCUUGCUGCCAUAUUUGAACUCUGAAUUUUAAGAUGCUUCUGAACGAGUCCAUGUCCUCAGGUUCCUGUGUGGUCAAGAUGGUUUUACGCAUUUUGGUGGGAUUGCUGUGUGACUUCAACACAAAGAGCCUGCUUAAUUUCAGAAAGAAUUGAUCAGCUCAAAUUAUACUUCAAUAGUUAAAGCAUAGAAGCUGAUUCAUCCCAUCUGUGCUAGUGAGUGAUGAAAUCUCCCCCCUCACAGAUAACAUAAAUAGCUCAUAUCAGUUGAAAAGGAACUACGGUAUAUUACCACACUCUUUUAUAAAGCUGUCCUUACCACUCACAGAUAAGUAACAGCCUGCGUGCUCAUCUUUCUUAACUCCUAGGCAUCUAAAAACUUGAAAAUGCAGGAAUACUCAGAACUAUGGUUGUAAGUGUGGUAAAGUAUUUGAAUGUUUUAGUGACGUUAUAUUUAUGCAAAAUUUUGGAUACCUUUCAGAUUAUUACAAAAAUGGGUGAACUGUUUCGAAUGGUUCUGAAUUCUGUAUCAGCAAACAGUCAGUAAGUGGUCUAUUAAGAAAUGGUGGCAGCAUAUCAAUGAAAUAAUUGGAUCAAGCUAAAAAGUAUUGAUUGUUGAGUUUUAUAUGAGUGAAAUAUUCACUGCUGGUAUCACAACCAAAUGGCGCCAAUUGGACACAGGAACUGGAAGGGGUGUGAAAUAAUUCCAGUGCCUUUAGUAAUAAUGAAGUGUGAUUACUAGACAUUUGAGUUUCACCUCAGAUGCUCUUACCUGAGGCCAAAUUCAGCAUUGCGUGGAGUGACAGCAUAAUACUCCCUAUAUGAAAACAUGGUGUGUACCAUUAAGAGUACAGGAUUUCAGCCUUCAUUGAUUAGUCUAAUGGUUGACUCAAUUAAAAGCAUGCAGCCCAAUAAUUACCUUUCCAAAUCUGUUUCCUUUGCACAUCAAACACACCAGGCAAAAUUGCUGUUCAAAGCAAUUGUGUUUGUUGUGGAAUAAACAUUGGGCAAAAAUGCCAACUGUCUUUAAAAAAAAAAAGCGAUUCCUAUGAAUGGGCUAUUUGUCUUUUUAAAUCUGGAUGCCCAUUUGUAGACUUCCUGUGCCGAAAGGCUUGUGGUAAUCUCAUAUUCCUCCAGUGUUUCCUUUGCUCCUACGAGGCAGCAACUUCAGGGGAGUGGGGUGGAGAGUCCAGAAAUUGUAGUCUUGAAUUUGCAUCUCAUACCAAUGCUUUGUUUCAUACCCACUGAUUAGGUAAUUUUGGUAUUUUCAUAAUAAUUGAUUUCUAAUUUUGCUUGCAUGAAAAUUGUAUCCAUUUGCUGGCAAAUCUCUCUCUCUCUCUCUCUCGUUUUCGCUUUUACACCUGUGACUCACUCCCCAACAAUCUCUGGGAGUGCAUUUUGGACAUACCUUUUGCCAGGCCACAUGCUGGUCAUCGUUGCUGGCAGGUGGGCCGAAUACUGAAACAUUCUGUGGUAUUUUGCUGUUCUCCCCACAUUUUGUGUUCAUGUUAAUUUAAAAAAGAAAAAUGUGGAAAAAAGUGUUUCAGGAGUCAAUAAACACUGGGUCAUACCAUCAUACUCUG